Messenger RNA from Vombatus ursinus (common wombat), 2040 nucleotides. It is a transcript of the gene TBR1, whose product is annotated as T-box, brain 1. Gene Ontology annotation, molecular function: DNA-binding transcription factor activity, RNA polymerase II-specific; RNA polymerase II cis-regulatory region sequence-specific DNA binding. Gene Ontology annotation, biological process: regulation of neuron projection development; regulation of transcription by RNA polymerase II; cell fate specification. The record is from RefSeq and is a predicted model, not a curated record. Lineage: Eukaryota; Metazoa; Chordata; Mammalia; Diprotodontia; Vombatidae. The transcript has 6 exons. The coding region runs from base 1 to 2040 and encodes 679 amino acids. Gene Ontology annotation, cellular component: nucleus.
AUGCAGCUGGAGCACUGUCUUUCUCCUUCUAUCAUGCUCUCCAAGAAAUUUCUCAAUGUGAGCAGCAGUUACCCACAUUCAGGCGGAUCUGAGCUUGUCUUGCAUGAUCAUCCCAUUAUCUCGACCACUGACAACCUGGAGAGAAGUUCACCUUUGAAAAAAAUUACCAGGGGGAUGACGAAUCAGUCAGAUACAGACAAUUUUCCUGACUCCAAGGACUCACCAGGGGACGUCCAGAGAAGUAAACUCUCUCCUGUCUUGGACGGGGUCUCUGAGCUUCGUCAUAGUUUCGAUGGAUCUGCUGCAGAUCGCUAUCUCCUCUCUCAGUCCAGCCAGCCCCAGUCCGCUGCCACUGCUCCCAGUACCAUGUUCCCUUACCCCAGCCAGCAUGGACCCGCGCACCCUGCCUUCUCUAUCGGCAGCCCCAGUCGCUACAUGGCACACCACCCCGUGAUCACCAAUGGAGCUUACAACAGCCUCCUGUCCAAUUCUUCGCCACAGGGCUAUCCAGCGGCAGGUUAUCCUUACCCUCAACAGUAUGGGCACUCUUACCAAGGAGCGCCUUUCUAUCAGUUCUCCUCUACUCAACCGGGACUGGUACCCGGCAAAGCUCAGGUCUACUUGUGCAACAGACCACUCUGGCUGAAAUUUCAUCGACAUCAAACAGAAAUGAUCAUCACCAAACAGGGAAGGCGCAUGUUUCCUUUUUUAAGUUUCAACAUUUCUGGUCUGGAUCCCACGGCUCAUUACAAUAUUUUUGUGGAUGUAAUUUUGGCGGACCCCAAUCACUGGAGAUUUCAAGGAGGGAAAUGGGUUCCUUGCGGCAAAGCGGACACCAAUGUACAAGGAAACCGGGUCUAUAUGCAUCCCGAUUCCCCCAAUACAGGGGCUCAUUGGAUGCGCCAAGAAAUCUCUUUUGGGAAAUUAAAACUUACAAACAACAAAGGAGCUUCAAACAACAAUGGCCAGAUGGUGGUUUUACAGUCUUUGCACAAGUACCAGCCCCGCUUGCAUGUGGUGGAAGUGAACGAAGAUGGUACUGAGGAUACCAACCAGCCAGGGAGGGUCCAGACUUUCACCUUCCCAGAGACACAGUUCAUAGCGGUCACCGCCUACCAAAACACAGAUAUUACGCAACUGAAAAUAGAUCACAAUCCCUUCGCAAAGGGCUUUCGGGAUAACUAUGACACGAUCUACACGGGCUGCGAUAUGGACCGCCUGACCCCUUCGCCCAACGAUUCUCCCCGCUCGCAGAUAGUGCCGGGGGCCCGUUAUGCAAUGGCCGGCUCCUUCCUGCAGGACCAGUUCGUAAGCAACUACGCCAAGGCUCGCUUCCACCCGGGGGCCGGAGGCGGCCCAGGCCCAGGCACAGACCGAAGCGUGCCGCACACCAAUGGGCUCCUGUCGCCCCAGCAGGCCGAAGACCCUGGGGCCCCGUCGCCCCAGCGCUGGUUCGUCACGCCAGCCAACAACCGGCUGGACUUCGCUGCCUCGGCCUACGACACGGCCACUGACUUUGCAGGCAACGCGGCCACCUUGCUCUCGUAUGCAGCGGCGGGCGUCAAGGCUCUCCCGCUUCAGGCUGCAGGCUGCACGGGCCGGCCCCUGGGCUACUACGCAGACCCGUCGGGCUGGGGGGCCCGCAGCCCUCCGCAGUACUGCAGCAAGUCCAGCUCCAUGCUGUCGUGUUGGCCUAACAGCGCAGCGGCGGCCGCUCGCAUGGCCAGCAGCAACCCCUACCUAGGCGAAGAGGCGGAGAGCCUGGCUACGGAGCGCUCCCCUUUGCCCCCGGGCUCCGAGGACUCCAAGCCCAAAGACUUGUCCGACUCCAGCUGGAUCGAAACCCCGUCGUCCAUUAAGUCCAUCGACUCCACUGAUUCUGGGAUUUACGAGCAGGCCAAGCGGAGGCGUAUCUCGCCGUCUGACACUCCGGUGUCCGAGAGCUCUUCUCCCCUCAAGAGCGAAGUGUUGACCCAAAGGGACUGUGAGAAGAACUGCGCCAAGGACAUAGGCUACUACGGCUUCUACUCUCACAGCUAG